AUGAAGUCCACGACGCGGUGCUCUCAGCAUCUCGCGGUUUGGGAAGGUCAACCUAAGAAUCGCGAUGUCUUCCUUUGUCACAAAGCUCCCAAGGAUGUGGUAGAGUCUAUUAAGACAGUGUACGAGACUAAAGGGAAGGCGAAAGAGGACAAGGGGAAGGCAACCGCCGCGGCGAUGGAGGCGAUUAGUGGUGGGUUCGGUCCUAGUGGGAAGAGGAAAUUUUUAGACUAUUAUGGCGGCGAUGCGGCGGUGGCAAAAGCUAAGGCCGAUGAGUCGCUCUGCCUCUUCUUCACUGGCCUUCGUAUUCCCGAGCACCAUGCGGAUCACCCGCUCUUCCGCAACAUGUUGAGGGCGGUGGCUAAGGCAGGCCCCGGCUACGUCCCCCCCGGCCGCAAGUACGUUGGCGGCGCCGACCUCCAGCAGUGCCGCAUUCGGAUCGAGGAGGGGUUAGGGCCCAUAAAAAAGAUUUGGGGGAAGCAGGGUGUCACCAUUGCGAGCGACAUGAUGACCGAUCGCAACGAGCGCGCACAGGCGAACGUGCUCCUGAUCAAUGACAAUGGGGCGAUGUUUACCGAGAGCAUCAACUGUGGGAAGGAUCGGAAGACAGGCAUCAACAUUGUGGACAUGUUACGGCCCAUCGUGGAGGAGCUCGGGCCCCAGAAUGUUGUGGCGCUGUGCACGGAUGGGGGGAGCAACUACCGCUCGGUGUGUCGGAAGUUGGGCGAAGAAGCUUGUGGACAGGGGGAACGACAUGAUAAACUUCUUGCGCAAGCAUCAUUGGACCCGCACGAUGUUGAGGGACCCGAGCUGCCUGGGGGUAAGGUGCUGCAGGCGUUGCGUCCAGCAGGGACUCGCUUUGGCACUCAGUACAUUGCGAUGUCGAGGUUGUGCGAGUUGGGGCAGAAGCUGAUUGUGCUCGUGACGGGCGACCUGUGGAAGGGGUGGGCGGUGGGGGACAGGGAGGAGGGAGCCGAGAAGUUUGCAAAGGAGGUGAUUGAUCCGGCUUGGUGGAAGUCUGCUGCCUUCUUUGUGAAGCUGCUGCAACGGCCCUAUCAGGUGAUGCGCAUGACGGAUUCGAGUAGACCUGGGAUGAUGGGCCGCAUGUACGACCUCAUGCUGCAGCUGAUGGAAGAUAUGGAGAAGGUGUUGGAUGCGGAUGAGCAGCAGCUGAGCAGGGCGGAAAAGUUGCGGAUCUCACGCAUUUUGAAGGACCGCUGGGACAACAGCCUCGCGUGUGCCAUGCAUGUGGCUGGCCAGAUCUUGAACCCGCUUAAGCAGAACGAGGAAAUAUUCGGGGUCGAUGUGGAGUGCACCAAUGUCUUUAAGGAGUUCAUUGCGCGCGCCCAAGACUUUUACAAGAAGUAUCCCGCCAUGAGUGGAGUGGUGGGGAGGGAGGUGGAUUUGGAGGCGGCUGUGACGGCGUACUUGGAGUCGAGGGGGAGUUGUGGGAUGCCAAAGGCUAUGGAGGCCCGGGAGAAGGUGAAGCAAGGGAAGCAGACGAUGGAGCAGUGGUGGAUGUGGCAUUGCACUGAGUGGCCCGAGCUGGCGCGCCUUGCACGUCGUGUUCUGUCCCAGCCCGGGUAUGUCGUGGAGGACGAGGAGGAGGAGGAGGAGGCGGAUGAGGCGGAUCCGAAGGUGCUCGAGGACGAGUACGAGGAGUACCCGAAGAAGCCGUAG
Molecule: messenger RNA, 1677 nt
Organism: Closterium sp. Naga37s-1
Lineage: Eukaryota; Viridiplantae; Streptophyta; Zygnematophyceae; Desmidiales; Closteriaceae
Source: the annotation of a GenBank genome assembly